AUGCCAGCCAACUUUAGAUCUCUACUGCAUUUUGCUCUGUCUUGUUGCAACAUCCUUCUAGUCUCUGGUCAUCCGGUAUCACUAGUAGAUCCUUCUGCCGCAUCCCUUGCGUAUGUUAUAUUAAGACUUCAUAGUUUGCACAUCACUAACAUGUUACAGGAACAGCGUUCCCAACUUAUCAUCCCUCUCACCGCGCUCCAUUCUACCUCGCAGCAACAACUCAACCGAUUCUUCCUCCGGCGGAAAUGACGGGCCUGGAGAUCGUAAUCAUCUGCUAGAGGCAAACCUGACAGCGGCCAUCGCCGUUGCCGCAGGUCUUGGGGUUCUAUUGGUCCUUGUUGGGUUAAUGAGUGCAUUCCGCAUGGGCUGGUCCAAAGGGCUCGAAUACCAGGAGAAGGAAGGGCGGAAACUCACCUCGGCGGGAUCAAGCGAUGUCUCCACCGAUCCUACAUUUGCCUCUUGGCAAGGUGAACCGCCAAUCAUCCGCGGAAUGUCAGAGCGUGACAUAGAUUGCCCCUACGGCGUAGCUGUUGGAGGCCUCGGAAGGCACAGCUUCAGGCCUGAGAAGGGAGUUUACAAGAUUCAUGACGGGCCGGAACCGGGAGCAAUCAGGAGUAUCGUGGCGGUGGAUAAGGGCAAGGCGAAGGAUAUCGGGACUUGGUGACAAGUUGUGGUUUCUUUCUCUCGAGUUCCUGGACUUUCAACUAUAUUCAUUCUUAAUUACAUUGGGAAGGCGCAAGUAUUUUAUGGUGCUAUUAAGGAUCUCAUGGAAGUGUGCAGGAAAUGGGUGGGUAGAUAGGAGUUUUUGCGUGUUCCCUCACUAGCCUUUGUUCUUCGCAAUCACUGACUUUCUUCUUGAUUUUUAAAGUUAUUUAUUUGGGCACUAGCGGGGUAUAAAAAAAACGGAGUCUCGUAAUUAACGGGCAUGACAUG
Tuber aestivum (summer truffle) is the source of this 933-nucleotide messenger RNA. The record is from the annotation of a GenBank genome assembly. Lineage: Eukaryota; Fungi; Ascomycota; Pezizomycetes; Pezizales; Tuberaceae.